AUGGCGGCGGCGGCAGCGGCGGCGGCUCCGGGUCCGGCUGCGGGCGGCGAGCAGCGCCCGGAUCGCGGCACCACCACCACCACCACCACCAGCAGCAGCAGCAACAGCGGCGGCACCGGCAGCAGCAGCAGCCCCGGGUCGGUGGAGCUGGCGGCGGCGCGGCGGCGGCUGGUGGCGGCGGAGGGCCGCCGUCGGGCGGCGGCGGAGCUGGAGGGCCGGGUCCGGCAGGUCCACUGCGCCCUGCGGCACGCCGAGCUCCGCCUGGCCGCCCGCGCCGAGGCCCUGGGCCGCCUGGGAGCCGGCGUGGCCCAGGCCCAGCUGGCGCUGGCCGCGCAGAGCCAGCGGCUGCAGAAGGGGCUGCGCCGCCGCCCGCGCCCCCGCCCCGCCGCGCUCCUGGCGGCCGCGCGCGCCCUCCGCAGCUGCGUCCCCUGGGCCCCCCCCGCGCGCCCCCGCCGAUCCGCCGCAGCCGCCGGCGCUGCCCGCCGCCUGCCCGCCGCGUCCCGCAGCCCCGCCUAG
Molecule: messenger RNA, 516 nt
Organism: Gavia stellata (red-throated loon)
Lineage: Eukaryota; Metazoa; Chordata; Aves; Gaviiformes; Gaviidae
Gene: TRNP1
Product: TMF1 regulated nuclear protein 1
Exons: 1
Coding region: 1-516 (171 amino acids)
Biological process (GO): regulation of cell population proliferation
Cellular component (GO): nucleus
Molecular function (GO): DNA binding
Source: RefSeq, a predicted model, not a curated record